This is a messenger RNA of Anguilla rostrata (American eel), 4170 nucleotides long. RefSeq names its product phosphatidate cytidylyltransferase 1-like. Gene Ontology annotation, molecular function: phosphatidate cytidylyltransferase activity. The record is from RefSeq and is a predicted model, not a curated record. The transcript has 13 exons. Lineage: Eukaryota; Metazoa; Chordata; Actinopteri; Anguilliformes; Anguillidae. Bases 285 to 1652 code for a protein of 455 amino acids. Gene Ontology annotation, cellular component: endoplasmic reticulum membrane.
GCGAGAUUCUGCAGCACUGACCCUGCAGGCUGAGCUGCUCUUGCGGUUAUAAACACAAACGCACGCAUUCCUCUCAGUGGGCAGCUGAAAGUAUUGUGCUCUUGACAGUUCUGUGCAACCGUUCAAGCCGCGAUAUUCAAUGCUCUGUCAGCAUUUUAAUGUUACCAGUUAGCUAGCCGGAGUACUACGGCUGUUAUUAAUCACAAACUGCUCUUUUCUGGGGCUUGUGCCGUGCGCGGAAUUAUUAUAGCUAGCUUCCCAGCUAGCUAGCUAGCUACGGAGAAAUGACUGAGCUCAGAAAGCGAGGAAGAGGCGGGGACCUUGACAGUACAGAAAACAUCAUUGACAAGGAGACAGAUGGAGAGGACAGACUGGGCCUGCCUGGAGAGGCAGAGGGAGAGGGAGAUGGAGAGGUAGGCUCCAAAGCAGAAACCCCAGAUGUGCCACCAUCGGUAGACAACACUCCAAAAUGCCUCAACAAAGCUUUGGAAGGACUGUCCUCCAGAUGGAAAAACUGGUGGGUUCGAGGGAUUUUGUCACUGACAAUGAUCAGCGGAUUCUUCCUUAUCAUUUAUUUAGGACCUAUCGUGCUAAUACUAGUGGUAAUGAUGGUUCAAAUCAAGUGCUUCCAUGAAAUUAUUACCAUUGGGUACAAGGUUUACCACUCCUACGAUCUUCCCUGGUUCAGGACGCUGAGCUGGUACUUUCUCGUUUGCGUGAACUACUUUUUCUACGGCGAGACGUUGGCGGACUACUUUGGCGUUUUGGUUCAGAGGGAGGAGCCGCUGCAGUUCCUGGCGCGCUACCACCGCUUCAUUUCCUUCGCCCUGUACUUGGCGGGUUUCUGCAUGUUUGUACUGAGUUUAGUGAAGAAACAUUACCGCCUGCAGUUUUACAUGUUUGCCUGGACUCAUGUAACGCUGCUGAUUGUGGUGACACAGUCACACCUCGUCAUUCAGAAUCUGUUUGAAGGAAUGAUCUGGUUUAUUGUUCCAAUAUCCAUUGUGAUCUGCAAUGACAUCAUGGCCUACCUUUUUGGAUUCUUCUUUGGAAGAACACCCUUGAUUAAGCUCUCUCCAAAGAAAACCUGGGAAGGUUUCAUCGGCGGGUUCUUUGGCACCGUCGUGUUUGGAUUCAUAUUUGCCUACCUCCUGGCCCAGUACCAGUAUUUUGUGUGUCCGGUGGAGUAUGACAGCGAGACAAACCGGUUCGCGGUGGAGUGCCAGCCCUCGGAGCUGUUCGUGAUGCACGAGUACACCCUCCCCGCCCUGGUGCAGGACGUCCUGAGAUGGAAAACGGUGAACAUGUACCCGUUUCAGAUCCACAGCGUCGCUCUGUCCACCUUCGCCUCCCUCAUCGGUCCUUUCGGGGGCUUCUUUGCCAGCGGAUUCAAAAGGGCUUUCAAAAUCAAAGAUUUUGCCAGCACAAUCCCUGGUCACGGCGGAAUCGUCGAUCGCUUUGACUGCCAGUACCUGAUGGCCACUUUUGUUCAUGUUUACUUAACAAGCUUCAUCAGGGGCCCAAACCCCAGUAAGGUGCUGCAGCAGCUACUGGUGCUGCAGCCGGAGCAGCAGCUCAGCAUAUUCAACCUGCUGCAGUCGCACCUCAGAGAGAGGGGCAUGCUGUCCGCCCCUGACACUGAGGAGCAGUGAACCCCCUUAGAGCCCAGUCCUGUCCCCCCUCGCACGGGGGGGCAUGGUCGUCAGGCCCCAUGACAUCUCAUCACAGCCCCCAUGUGACUCCACCAUCUCAGUGACCAAACAGCCGCUCCGAACAUCGGGGGUCACCUUGGCGAUGUCAUACGGUCUUCUUGCUACAGUAGAACUUGCAUGACAAUACAAACAGCGGGAAGCCACACUGAGAUUCUAUUGAUUUUCUGCAAGAGAUCGUUAUUAUUCCAAAGACUCUGGAGAAAUAAGAGACGUCUUCCACACGACAGGAUCCAGGUUGUGGGGUACGGUGGGACUGCAGAUUCUCUGUGGAGCCGCGUCCAUGUGCUGUUGCACUCAUUCUGGUUCUCCUUAGGAAAAGAGACAAAAGACUGUUCGCUGUUCCAAAAACUCCGCUCUAGCAACAAACACUGGGGAUUCAGCUGUUGAAAUGUUUCACCGUCAUAAAUCGGGGGCGUAUAACGAGUUGUAUGGAACGGAAAUGGUCUGUUUCACAGAGAUAAAAAAGGAUCCAAACAAACGUACUUGAAGUAGAUUUGUAACAUUACCAAGUGAAUGAUGUGGUGGUGUACUUUAGGUUAGAGUAGAGAACUUCUGUAGCUGCUGUACUAAAGCUGUGCUAUAGCUGAAUACUGGAGGUUGACUGUAGCAGGCAUGGCAAUAUAUAUUGUAAAUAUAAUAUUAUAGCAACAGCACACUCUGAUACACACUGCACUAUGCAUGUGUGUGUGUGUGUCUAUAUAUAUGUAUAUAUGUAUGUGUAUAUACAUAUAUAUAUAUAUAUAUAUAUAUAUAUAUAUGUGUGUGACUUGUUAAAUACACCACAUUUUAAAAUGAGAAAUAUGUUAUGCAAUAAUGGGGAUGUCCCUUUUCAUUUUUUAACUAUAAAGCAUGAAUAAUUUUCCACUGGACCGAGUCGUUAAAGAGUGAAAGCGAAGGCUAGGCUGUCUGGUUGCUGUUGUGCGAGGCAGCUUUUAGGAAUGUGUUCGGGUAGCUCUUCUGUGCGUUCAACGUGGGCCGUUGUACAGGGCUGUGCGACCUCUGUCUAGUGAGCCAAAUACUUGCGUUGCACUGCAGUCUGACUGAUGAAUCAUUCCCCCUGCAGUCUGAAUCCCUCUGCAGGCGUGAUGUCAUCGGGCCCCGCUAGCACACAGCGUCAGACUUGGGUUUGUUAUAUUAUUUUCAGAUUUUUUAUUUUUUAUUCUGAGAUGAAAGGUGCUUUUGUCACACAAUUAGGUGAAAACAGCACCGAUAUAUUCUGAAGAAACCUUCACUGGCUCUCCGUAUUGAAGGAGUUCUCAUGUUGUGCUUGUAUUUCUUGUUUGUUUCUUAAAACCGAAUCAGGCAUCUGUUAGCGAGAAACUGUAUGAUGUGGGUGCUGACAUUAAUCUGAAACAUAUUAUUGAAUUUCCUGGAUUUGAAGGUGCACUUACAGAAUGUUUACCAAAGCUGGCUGGUUUAAAUAUUAUUUAUUGUGUACAGAUCAAUAUCAAGCUGUUUUGAAGACAGGUUUCAUAAAUCCACCAGUUUUCUUUUUAAACCAAUUUAAUGUGAACAUCAAAAAUAGUCAUAUACAAGGCAUUCGGGUUGAACAAGGAUUUGGCUAACUGGCUACCUAAAAACCAUGCAUCCCUAUUUGGAUUUCUUUCUCUAGUAACAUCCAUCAGUUGUGUUAUUUCAUUAUUCUCUCGAAUGGUCUAUACUGGUAUAAUGUACAUUAUUUCGAAGAUGUACUUUAUGUCAUUAUCUGUAGUUGUGCUGCAUUAGUGAUAACCAAUGCAGUGAAAAUGUUACAUGGUUCCACUAUGCAAACCGUUAUUAAUGUGUGGUCUAGGAUGAACAAGCUUUCAUGCACUUGCUAAUCAAACAAUCAACCAACAGUUAGCUCUACAACAGGUUGUAGAAGUCGGAUUGUUGUCGUAACCCUAUACUGUGGAACAAAGGACCGGACAUGGGGUGUUCAGGUUGGACUAUACAUAGGUCGUGAGUUUUGGUAUUAGACAGGUAAAAGUGGUCGGGGUUUAACAUAAACGCUUACCUAUUGAACCACUUGAAACCAACAGCUGGCUGUGGAAGAGCUUGGUCUAAGGCAAACUUGUAUUUCAGUUCACCAGGGAUGCAAAAUUGACUACAGAAACAGUUCACUGUCAUCCAUAACUACUCUGCUACGUUGGGGGAAAGAUUGUGGUUUUGUGUUUUUAUUUGAAUGUUUUACUACGGUUAUAAUUUAUGGGGGGCAGGUGAUUUAAUACAGAUUGUGUAUUAAGAUUUAUUUCCUGAUGCAAAACUUUGUUUGUAGAGUGGGUGGGAUUUAACGGGUGAAAUGAGUGCAUAGAACAGGGCAGAAGGGAAUGUGUGUCACAAGAGACCUGUACAAGCAAAAAAAAAAAAGUGUUUUGUAAAAAAAAUAUGUAAUUAUUAUUAGAUGAUACUGUGAUGCUAUAAACAUGUAUAGAGGUGGAUCUUAUAUACAUAAGAUGAAUAAAUUAAUUGAAAAAAA